This is a messenger RNA of Alternaria hordeiaustralica, 1209 nucleotides long. RefSeq lists its product as uncharacterized. Gene Ontology annotation, biological process: replication fork processing; resolution of meiotic recombination intermediates. Gene Ontology annotation, molecular function: protein heterodimerization activity; chromatin binding. The coding region runs from base 1 to 1209 and encodes 402 amino acids. Gene Ontology annotation, cellular component: FANCM-MHF complex; Fanconi anaemia nuclear complex. NCBI's taxonomy places the organism in Eukaryota, Fungi, Ascomycota, Dothideomycetes, Pleosporales, Pleosporaceae. The record is from RefSeq and is a predicted model, not a curated record. The transcript has 3 exons.
AUGGCCGAGCCACUACUGACUGUCUAUGCAGCCCUCGCUCGUGAACCGCGCCCGGCCGAGCCCUCCCCACAAGCCCUACCUCGGCGAACGCGCCAUUCCGCCCUCGACCUUCCAGACGUCGAAGACGGCCCUGCCAUGCCUGCGCCCCGUCUUUCAAUGCCCCUGGAGAACAUGUACGACGACGACGACGAUAGUUUCCACAGUGCCCCACCACGGCAGUCUCUCCUACCAGACCUACCAGACGACGUCGAUGGCGGGACUGUACAAUCACUCGAGUUUGGACGGCGAGCCAUCAGUGAGGAUCCACGCUUCAUGUUCACGGGAAGGCAGAGUGAGCGAUUCGGCGACCUAAGCGAGCUCGGGGCGGUCCAGGAGGAGUACGAGGUCGAUGGCACCUUCAUCAACACGCGCGCAGAUGGCCUCUUUGAUCCUGCAAUCGACGAAGCUCUAGAUGGAGACGAAACCACAGUACAAGCACUGACCGGGCGAAGAGACGCAAGGCCGAGUGAGGAGGAUUUGGGCGUAUUUGGAGAGGCAGAGGACGAUUUAGAAGAGCCUACCUUCCGCUUUAUGAUACCGGAGCGCAUGCGUGUGCCAGCCCAAGAAGACGUACAAGCAUUUCAAGACGAGCGGGAAGAAGACGAACAAGAGCCGGAUGACGAGCUUCUGCACCAGUCCGAUGAUUACGACUCACUCAAUAGCGACGACAAGGACGGAAUAGCUGCUGCUUUCGACGGCAAAGACCAAACAGUAACCGCCGGCAUGUUAGGUUGGGCAUCAGAUCCCCCUGCAGACAACGACGCCGAACUAGUCGCCUAUCGAGAAGAAGAAUCUGCAAUUGAUCGAAGCCUGCAGGCCAAGUCGCCCAAGCAAACACAUGUAGCCCAGAUGAAGAGUGUUCGCAAACCGAAAGAAUACAUGGUAUCCGAACACGGUAUCGGCUUCCCCUCGUUUCCAGCCGCGCCUGUCAAGAAGCUCACUUUGAGCUUCUUGAAGUCGCAGGGAGGCAAGACCCAACUCAAUACAGAAACACUCGACGCACUCGUACGCACGACCAACGACUUCUUCGAGCAGAUUAGCAUAGAUCUCGCAGCAUAUGCACAGCACGGUGGACGAACGACGAUUGAAGAAAGCGAUGUCAUCGCGCUUAUGAAGAGGUAUGCUGCUCUACUCGACUCUGUUUGGCGUACAUGGCGUGCAGACUUAUAG